GCCCGGCGCGCGGGCCGCUCAUUUCCGCCGGACGCGCGGGCUCGGGGCGGAUGGAGGCGGCGCGGAGGUCGAGGCUGAGCCUGAGCCGCCGGAGGCCGCCCACGGGGGUCGGGUCCCCGAGCAACCCCCCCGCUUCCCCUCCGGACGGCGGCGAGUGUGCGCGGCCGUGGGCUGAGCUGCUGCGCGCCGCGAGCGCGGACCUGAACGUGGACGGCGAGCCGCCGCCGCUGCCCACGUUCCCCGGCCAGGAGCCCAGGCGCAGCCCUGAGCGCGCGCCCCCGGAAAGCUUCACCGUGGGAACCGAGACCUUCUCCUGGACGCCCUUCCCGCCGGCCCCGCGGCGAGGCGGGGACCCGAGCCACUCCGACCGGGUGCUCCGCGAGUUCCUGGGGCGCACGGGGUCCUCCGCCUGGUCUCUCCAACGACACCCCGCGCCCGAGCCCCGCGGGACCUCCAGCGCCGAGGAGCAGCCGUCCGUGGAGGGGUCGCCGACACUGCAGAGCUGCCCCAUGUGCCAGGCCGACUUCGCCCCCAGGCGUAUACUGGAUUUACAAUGUCGUGUUAGUUUCAGGUGUACUACUUUCAACGUUUCUUUGGAGCAAAACCCCACCAGCGCCGUCAGGGGCUGAUUCACUCUGAUGACAAUGCUUUGUGUGACUCAGACGAGCUGGCUGCUACGACAAAACGUCCCGAUGUCUAUGGCCAAGCGCAGCUGAAGGCCGUCUCUGGGCUUCACGCCCGGGGCUCUGCCGUGCCGCAGGCAAGCGUUUGCACGUGUGUGAUGCCAGGAUGGGAAAGAAGCCACCCCUGGGGCCGAGACAGCAGCUUACGUUUCCUCGGUACUUAACAAAAUGUGCAAAAUAUAGUAAAACCUCGCAAAACAGGAUUCAUCGAGAGCUGGAGACAGAAAGGGGAGUAAACACCACAGUCAACUCACAGGCUGGGACCAGGGCAGGAGUAGAGGCCAGAGGCCGGCCCUACCUGCCUGACCCCCAUCACCCGAGGAAAACCUGGGACACGGGGCCUGUCCGAUGGCUGAGGGCGCCGGGGGCAGGGGAAGAGGGGACCGUGGCCCCGUCUGCAUGGGAGAUGCUCUCCUCAGCUCGAGGAUGAGUCAGGCCAGGCCCCUACCUCCCCACAGCCCCCAUGGGAUAAAACACCAGCCCCGGGCUUCGCUGGUGGUGCAGCGGUUAAGAAUCCGCCUGCCAAAUCAGGGGACAUGGGUUCAAGCCCUGGUCCGAUAAGAUCCCACAUGCCGUGUGCGCCACAACUACUGAGCCCACGUGCCACAACUACUGAGCCUGUGCGGCACAACUACUGAAGCCCGUGCACCUAGAGCCCGUGCUCCGCAACAAGAGAAGCCACCGCAAUGAGAAGCCCGCACACCGCAAUGAAGAGUAGCCCCCGCUUGCCGCAACUAGAGAAAGCCCGCGUUCAGCAACGAAGACCCGAUGCAGCCAAAAAUAAAUAAACAAAUUUAUAUAUACAUAUAAAAAAACACCAGCCCCAUACCUCGCUCAGAGGGGGCACCGAUGGCAUGGGACAGUGUGCUGAGAUCAAGAGGUAAUGCCACAUGGACACCAGCAGCUGGCUGCAUCUGGCCCCCGACCCAUGUCUGUCAAUAAAGCUUUAUCGGAACACUGUCUUUGUCUGAACCCCAGUGAGUAGCUGUCACAGAGACCAUGUGGCCCUCAAAGGUGAAAAUACUUACUAUCUGGUCUUUAGAAAAAAAGCGUCUACCGCUGGUGUAAAAAAUAACAAGAACAGCAGCUUUUACAGCCCUCACAAAAUGUCAGGCACUAUUCCAAGCACAUCUGUGUAUAAAACUUAACCUGAGAACCGUGCAGUAGGUUCUAGGAGUUUCCCUAUUUUACAGACGGGGACACUGAGGCACUGGGAGGUGAAAUAACUUUCCCAGGAUCACACAGUUACUGUCUAAUAAGAUCUGAUACCGGGUGAUUUGGAUGAAUCCAGAAGCCAAGCCUGGAGCCCCACCUCCAGUUACCGACCCCCCCAUCACAGGGGUGGCUGCCCCCCAGUGGAGCUCAGGGACAGAAGAAAGGAAAAGAGGAAGCAGACAAGCACCUGGGCUCCCGACAAUGAAUGACAGACAGGAAAGGAGGCUGAGGGCCAAAGGGAGCAUCUCAGGAGAGACCACCCUCAUUCCCGAAGGAAAGCACAAAUCAGAAACGCAAGGCAGGGCUU
Messenger RNA from Physeter macrocephalus (sperm whale), 2205 nucleotides. It is a transcript of the gene FAAP20, whose product is annotated as FA core complex associated protein 20. Gene Ontology annotation, cellular component: Fanconi anaemia nuclear complex. The coding region runs from base 51 to 629 and encodes 192 amino acids. The transcript has 4 exons. Lineage: Eukaryota; Metazoa; Chordata; Mammalia; Artiodactyla; Physeteridae. The record is from RefSeq and is a predicted model, not a curated record. Gene Ontology annotation, molecular function: K63-linked polyubiquitin modification-dependent protein binding; ubiquitin binding. Gene Ontology annotation, biological process: DNA damage response.